GAGAGUUUUGAGUUACGACGUUACGUGUCUUGUUUUGGAUUCAAGUUGACUUUCGUUUUGAACACUUGCUGGGUUGACUUUCGUUUUCAUACCAUUUUCUGAACUCGUCCUUCAAUGUCGUCGGUUAUACGUCGGGUUUUCUAGGUUAAUAACAUCAAUAACAUUGGUUAAAUCCACCGAGCCGGUUGACGGAUUCUGCUAAAACUUCUUAUUGGAUAAUGUUCGGCCUGUAGUGUUUAAAACUUGGAGCCUCAGUGUUUGCUGCAUCAUUGCACGCUGACAUCAUCAUCCAGCUGCACUGUCUCUGUUGUCGAGGAGCAGGAAGGUGCACAGGAAGUUUUAGGCUAUGUCUGUUUCUGUGGACUGCUACAUUUAUCUCUGAGAUAACACUGAAUAAUAAUAGGCCUUGACUCAGGUAAGGGUCUUCACUCUGCUACAGAGCAGGCAUGGAGCCCCUGGCAGUCGAUGAUGACAUCUGCAUCCUUAAACAUGAGACGGCCUACACCGCUGCUGGCGAGAGUCCUGUCUCGGUGUGUGCCGGCGACGAGUCUGUCGCCUCUCACUUUGCACUGGUCACAGCCUACGAGGACAUCAAGAAGAGGCUGAGAGAUACCGAGCGAGAGAAUACGCUGCUGAGGAAGAGGGUUAAGCAGCUGGAGGAUAAGCUCUUCAGGCCAGAUGCUCCUCCGUCGGAGGGUCCCCAGUAUGUGAACAAGGCCUUUAGUGCUUACCGAGGUAUCUAUAUAGAGAAGGAGGACCUGCAGCUGGAGCUGAACAAACUGAAAAAGGAGAAGAGUGAGAGUGAAAGGCAGCUGACGGAGCAGCUCCAGGCCAAAGAGCUGGAGCUGCUUCAGUUGAAGACGGACAUGGAGACCAGCCAAGGUACAGUGAUGAAGAGCUUGAACAGCCCUCAGGACUACUGGCAGGUGGACAGGGUCAGCACGGAGCAAAAGAUCCACAAACUGCAGGACGAGCUAGAGAGGAUGACACUGGAGAACAGUCGACUGCUGGAGAGAAGUGGGGAGGGACUUGAUGGCCUUAAUGGACCAGACCUGGACCAGACAUGUGACGCCAAGUAUAAAGCAAGGGAGAGAAACAUGCAGCAGACAUAUGAGGCUUUGUGCAGCGAAGUCACACAUCUGCAUUCAGAGCUGAAGCACCAAACUGGCCUGAUCAGGAAACUCAGGCCACUCAUCAGUGAGACCAGACAAGUUCCAAUCCAGUGUCGGGAUGACGUGGAAAAGAACAAUAACCACGCUGUUCCUCGGGUGUCAGUGCCUCGCCCCCCUAGUGCCCCCCCACUCCCCUCCUGCUCCGGCCGCCCCUGCCCCCCGGUCUGUGGGCCGUCAGGUGCCCUUCUGCCCGACAGUCUGAGGGAGGACUGCUGGUACAACGGACCCUGGCCCUCCCAGAGCUGCACAGGAGAGGUUCUGCUUGGAAGUGACACCUGCUCUGUCGUCCUGCCCCCGCCCCCUUUGAACCAGGCCUCCCUGGAUGACAGCUCGCGGUCCUUCCCCAGCCCCCCAAAACCCAGUGAUGCCAUGUUCUGGGAAGGGCACUCUGCUACAUCCAAUUCCUCUUCCUCUAUUGGAAACUGCACUCCAAGGAGCCCUCCCAAUGCCGAGUGGACCAAGCCCUACUGAGGGGAAUUUUGAGGGCGGGGGGAUAGAUGAUUGAAUAAAAAUAGUUGGAUGGAAAUAUAAACCAAUGGAUGAAUGAUUGGACUCUCCAACUCUGCCACAUAGCUACCACCUAACCUGCCUUAAGUUGAUAAGACCACUCCUCCUGGCUGGACUGGACUGCUCCUGCUGAAUGUGGGACCUGAUUUAGGCCAGAGGAGGCCUUGUUCGAGGUAAAGACUCUAUGAACUCAUUAAUCAGUCAUCUCUGCACACCACAUCGGUGAACAUAUCGGACUUUGUGGAGGAACAAAGUGGAUGAGAAUCCUAGCAGAAAUAAAUAGUUUGUCCGUGUGUAUGUGUCCUUUUAUGCACAUAUACAAGCAGUUUAAUGUGUGUGUGUGUGUAUGUGUGCAUAUACACACAUCAGUGUGCCUGUGUGUGCAGAUCGAUGUGCUGGCAUUGUUCGCCUGCCUGUAUCUGCAUCUCACCAUAAUAGACCUAAUGUGAUCACUGGGGCCACAGCAUAAUAAUAUAAUUUGUAAGUGUCCUCCCUCCAAUACAAGUCUUUUUACAUUUGAUCGCUGUAAAGUAUACAAAGUAUGUAGUCUGAUGUCUCACCAUCAUGUGGAUGAUAUUUUUAAGUAUGAAGACUCAAUGUGAUUGUUUUGUGCUGUGGUGGAGACAGACAUUCAGUAACUGUAGGAUAAUCACCCAUCAUUUUUGUUCACUUUUUUUCAGAUACCAAAUUAAGUCUUUGACAUCUUAUCUUUCCUUUGGAAGCUUUAACUUUGAUCAGUGAUCUUAUGGAUCAAUAUCAAAGUUAUCAACAUGUAUAGGCCUACUGAAUCAUUUGAGAAUGAGGUGACAGUAUUUUUUAUGGACAUUGCUAAAUGGCUAGGUAAUAUCUAAAUCUUUAAAAAAAGUAUAGCUUUAUGGAAUUAAACACUCCACCCUCACUUGCACCCGAAAAGACUCAACUGUUGUUGAUUUUAUAGAUAUUAGUCAACUCAAACAAGCCUCUCUAAACCUGCCUUUAUUCACAAAAUCGAUUCUCUCAGAACUACUGAACAUUUCUUUUGUGUUGUUUUUCUUUUCUCUGUUGCAAACAUGCCAGUCAAUGUAAGGCUGUGCAUUUUUGUAGGACUUAAAAUGUGAAGGACUCACUGUAUAGGCCUCAUGCAUACAAUCCCUUAUUUGAAACUCUUAAUAAGUUGGAAACCUGGUAAGGUUUGUGGAUAAUUCAAAAUUGCAGAACAUGUAUCUUAACUCUGUACUGUGCUGAUGUUAAUCUAGGAUGCACUUCUUUUGCAGUAAGACGUAAGUUAUUGUGUGAAGGUUUUUUUUUUUAGGGUCAGAUAAGUAUGAACAACUGAAGUAUGUACAACAGGGACACACAUGCUUAGAGGAUAAGAGACCUGGAGGGGAGAAGGUGUGAACCUGUAUAAAUGUAAAUGGUGGGCUUCAGUACUUUGCCAAAUGCAGUUUUGCACUUCAAACCAUAGGAUGUUUUGUUUUUUUCUCUCCACUUCUUUAGACUUCUGAUGUGUAUACGAGUCGUCUGCGGUGGUGGCGAGACAAUAAGUCUCUUAACGUGAAGAAAGAAAUGUGAGCUCUGACUUGAAAAGUAGGUGCACAAAUCACAAAGACCCAUGGUUGUUUUUUUUUUGUUUUUUGUUUUCUUCAGUCUGUUUCAUGAUAACUGUGGUCUGGUCUUUUUGUUAAUUUCUAAGAAAUGUUAUUUUACAGCAGUAGUUUCAUACUUCUGUAAACGAUUUGCAAACCAAAAUGCAAUGUACAGUAGAUAUGGAUUAUAUUUUAGAUUUACUGCAUUUCAGACUGUUUGUAAAUAUGAUCAAUUAAACUAAAGGACAGGA
Messenger RNA from Labrus mixtus (cuckoo wrasse), 3495 nucleotides. RefSeq names its product 5-azacytidine induced 2 (gene azi2). The transcript has 8 exons. Gene Ontology annotation, cellular component: cytoplasm. Gene Ontology annotation, biological process: canonical NF-kappaB signal transduction. The coding region runs from base 447 to 1643 and encodes 398 amino acids. Lineage: Eukaryota; Metazoa; Chordata; Actinopteri; Labriformes; Labridae. The record is from RefSeq and is a predicted model, not a curated record.